UCAAAGGAGUUUCUUUGUUGUGUGUAUCUUUACAGAACACAACAGGAAUUCAAAAUGAAUCAGAACACUCUUGAGUCUUUGGAAGCCCCGGAGACCCUGGCUGAUGUACCUGAACAUGUGUUUCGAGGGCUUCCUGAGGAAGUGAGGCUUUUUCCAUCUGCUGUUGAUAAGACACGGAUUGGUGUCUGGGCUGCAAAGUCAAUUUUAAAAGGGAAAAAGUUUGGCCCAUUUGUUGGUGACAAGAAGAAAAGAUCUCAAGUGAAGAACAAUGUGUACAUGUGGGAGGUAUAUUAUCCAAACUUGGGAUGGAUGUGUGUUGAUGCCACUGAUCCAAAGAAGGGGAAUUGGCUUCGGUAUGUGAAUUGGGCCCGAUCAGGAAAGGAACAAAAUCUAUUUCCGCUGGAAAUCAACAGGACCAUUUACUAUAAAACUUUGAAGCCAAUUGAGCCGGGCGAGGAGCUGCUAGUGUGGUACAAUGGGGAAGACAACCCGGAGAUAGCAGCUGCUAUAGAGGAAGAGAGAGCCAAUACCCGGAGCAAGCGGAGCUCGCCGAAAGCCAAGAAAGGGAAGAAAAAAUCCCAGGAGAGUAAAAAUAAGGCAAACAAGACCGGAGACAAAGCAAAACUAAAGAAAGGUGACACUGUCUCAGCUUCUGCAAACAUGAGGGAUUCUGAAGAAGGGCCUAAAGAGGAAGAAGAGAAACCUUCAGCUUCAGCAGUGCUUUCUCUAGAUCAGACAGCUGUUAUUCAGGAGAUGGUAAAUCAGGAUGCACUUCCCAAAUUAAUAAUCCCACCUCCUGUCUCUGAGCCUCAAACACUGCCACAAGGGACACCUGAAGUAGUAAAUUGUGGUUCAGAUGACUUGGAGGAGGAGGAUGAGGAGGAUGAAGAAGAGGAUGAAGAAGAGGAAGGGGAAGAAGAUGCUAAUAUACCAAAUGAAAGUUCUGAGAGAGAGCCAGAAAUAGAGUGUGAAGGAAAGCAAGGAACAUCAGAAGAACCAAGAAAUACCACAGAAGAAAAUCCAGAUGGCUCUCUUGAAGUAAUGCCAGCUGUCAGAAUUCCUAAAACAAAAGGAGACUCCAAUGGUGAUGUAUUUGAAACAUUCAUGUUUCCUUGUCAGCAUUGUGAAAGGAAGUUUACAACCAAACAAGGACUUGAACGUCACAUGCAUAUCCAUAUAUCUACUAUCAAUCAUGCUUUCAAAUGCAGGUACUGUGGAAAAGCUUUUGGUACCCAGAUUAACAGGAGAAGGCAUGAGAGACGUCAUGAAGCAGGGCCAAAAAGGAAACCAAUCUUAACACUACCACAGCCAGAUGACCUUGUAGACAGUCCAGUAUUUGGAGAUGAUACAAAUCUUAAAGAUGAAUCAAAUGCUUCCAGUCUUUUACAAGAUUGCAUGAUUGUAGAUUCAGAGAGAGUUUCUCAAGAAAUUGCAGUUUCUUCUGUUGCAGAAGAGAAUGGAGACCUUAAAGAACUGCAUCCAUGCAAAUACUGUAAAAAGGUUUUUGGAACCCAUACAAACAUGCGGAGGCAUCAGCGCAGGGUUCAUGAACGUCAUCUGAUACCUAAAGGAGUAAGGAGAAAAGGAUUCUUACUUGAAGAACCACAACUUCCACCAGAGCAGACCCAGCCGACCCAGAAUGUAUAUAUAGCAAGCACAGAGCUAGAAGAAGAAGGAGAAUCAGAUGAUGUCUACAUUAUGGAUAUUUCUAGCAAUAUCUCUGAGAAUUUAAAUUAUUAUAUUGAUGGAAAGAUUCAAUCUAAUAGCAGCACUAGUAAUUGUGAUGUGAUUGAAAUGGAGUCUAAUCCUGCAGACUUGUAUGGUCUAAAUUGUUUGCUUACUCCUGUUACAGUGGAAAUUACUCAGAGUAUAAAGACUACUCAAGUACAUGUAGCAGAGGAUCCUCCCAAGGACUCCUCUAGUAGCACAAACAGUGAAUCAAAGAAGCGGAGAACCACUAGUCCACCUUUUUUACCUAAAAUAAAGGCAGAAACUGAUUCGGAACCUAUAACGCCAUCCUGUUCCUUGAACUUACCUCUUAGUGUAUCUGCUACAGAGACUGUUCCAUAUCAUAAAGAGAAAAGUGUCUUUUUGUCUUCAAAGCUCAAACAACUUCUUCAAACUCAAGAUAGUAACAAGCUAGCAGCAGUUAUAUCUACAACAGAUACCCCUAAAUUAGGUUCAUCUGUAUCAUCAUCUUCUUCUAUUUUGCCUGUAUCAUCAAGUAGAUUUAAGCGAAGAACCAGCUCUCCUCCUAGUUCUCCACAGCACAGUCCUGCUCUUCGAGAUUUUGGAAAACAGAGUGAGAGUAAAACAGUGUGGAAUGAUCCAGCUGUUAGUUCUAAAAUACCCAAACUAGAGAGCCACAGCAGUUCACCUUCCUGGAGUUUAUCCGGAAGGGAAGAGAGAGAUACUGUGAGCCCUUCAUGCUUUGAUGAUUACAAAAUCUCUAAAGACUGGACAGCUAGCACCACUUUUGGUAAUGUAUGCAACCAGCAGCCCUUGGAUUUAUCCAGUGGUAUAAAGCAGAAAUCUGAGCUUACGGGAAAAGCUCAAGUCCCUUGGGAAUCUGUAUUAGAUCUUAGUGUGAAUAAAAAAUCCUGUGGUGACAUGGAUAUCAAAGAAUAUAAAGAGAACAAUUCAGUGCAGCCUACCUGUAGUGGCAUAAAAAAGAAGAAACCAACAACUUGCAUGUUACAGAAGGUUCUUCUCAAUGAAUACAAUGGCAUAGAUUUAGCCUUGGAAAAGACUCCAGAUGGAAAUAGGAGCCCAAGUCCUUGUAAAUCAUUAGAUCCCCAGCCAGAACCUGAUCUUGACCCAGAUUCCAGUUUAUCUGCUCCAGUUGCUCAUUCCUCUCCUUGCACUUCUCCAUCGCCUCUUCCACAGACUUCUGUGACUUCUGGUCAGCUGCCACCACUCCUUAUCCCAACAAAUCCCUCUUCUCCUCCACCCUGCCCUCCUAUUUUAACUGUUGCUACACCUCCCCCACCUCUCCUUCCUACUCUUCCUUUACCGCUUCCAGCCUCAUCUUCCAGUAUUUCUCCUCCUCCAUGUCCAUCACCACUUUCUAAUACCACUACACAGUCACCACUUCCUAUUCUUUCACCUACAGUGUCUCCAUCAGCAUCUCCUAUUCCUUCUGUUGAGCCUCUAAACUCUGUGGCUUCACCUGGGCCACCCACUUCCUCCUCUUCCUCCUCCUCCUCUUCUUCUUCCUCUUCAUUCUCAUCUUCCUCUUCUUCCUCUUCCCCAUCACCACCGCCCCUCUCAGUGGUUUCAUCUGUCAUUUCAUCUGGUGAUAAUUUGGAAGCACCUCUACCUAUAUCUUUCAAACAAGAAGACACAGAGAAUGAGGAUCAGAAACCAAUUGAUGAUCCACAGACAUCAGAUGAACAGGAUAUUAUUCAGGAAACAUUCAAUAAAAACUUUAUUUGUAAUGUUUGUGAAUCACCUUUUCUUUCUAUUAAAGACCUAACCAAACAUUUAACUAUUCAUGCUGAAGAAUGGCCCUUCAAAUGUGAAUUCUGUGUGCAACUGUUUAGGGACAAAACAGACUUAUCAGAACAUCGUUUUUUGCUUCAUGGAGUUGGGAAUAUAUUUGUAUGUUCGGUCUGUAAAAAGGAAUUUGCUUUUUUGUGCAAUUUACAGCAGCACCAGCGAGAUCUCCAUCCAGAUAGGGAAUGCACACACCAUGAGUUUGAAAGUGGCACCCUCAGACCCCAGAAUUUUACAGACCCCACUAAGGCCAAGGCAGACCAUGUUCAGAGUCUACCAGCACAUCCUUUAGAAGUUUCUAAAGAGGAGGAGGAGGAGGAAGAAGUAAAUGAUUCUUCAGAAGAGCUUUAUACUACCAUAAAAAUAAUGGCUUCUGGAGUAAAGUCGAAAGAUCCAGAUGUUCGACUGGGCCUCAAUCAGCACUACCCAAGCUUUAAACCACCCCCAUUUCAAUAUCAUCAUCGAAACCCUAUGGGCAUUGGGGUUACAGCCACAAAUUUUACCACUCACAAUAUCCCACAGACUUUUACUACUGCCAUCCGCUGCACCAAAUGUGGGAAAGGUGUUGAUAACAUGCCUGAAUUACACAAACAUAUUUUGGCAUGUGCUUCAGCUAGUGACAAGAAGAGGUAUACACCCAAGAAAAAUCCAGUACCACUGAAACAGACUGUACAACCCAAAAAUGGUGUGGUGGUUAUAGAUAACUCUGGGAAAAAUGCUUUUAGACGGAUGGGGCAACCCAAAAGACUAAACUUCAGUGUUGAACUCAGCAAAAUGUCCUCUAACAAGCUCAAACUAAGUGCACUGAAGAAGAAAAAUCAGUUAGUCCAUAAAGCAAUUCUACAAAAAAAUAAAUCUGCAAAGCAAAAGGCAGACUUAAAAAAUAGUGAUUCAGAUUCUCACUCACACAUUUGCCCUUACUGUGAUCGCGAAUUCACUUACAUUGGGAGCCUGAAUAAACAUGCAGCUUACAGCUGCCCUAAAAAGCCAAUUUCUCCUUCGACCAAAAGAAGUGCUUCUCAUUCAUCUAAGAAAGGUGGGAUCUCAUCAUCUGCAAAUAGUGAGAAAAGUAGCAACCAACGAAGACGGACAGCUGAUGCUGAGAUAAAAAUGCAAAGCAUGCAAACCCACUUGGGCAAGACAAGAGCACGGAGCUCAGGGCCCACCCCAAAUCCAUUGCCCUCUCCAUCCUUUAGAGCUAAACAGAAGGUCAAAUUUGUACCUUCAGUGAAGUCCAAAAAAUCAAGCUCCUCUUCUCUUAGGAACUCCAGUCCUGUAAGAAUGGCCAAAAUGUCUCAGACAGACGGGAAGAAAGCAAAAGCAGUAGCCAAGAACCAUUCUGCUCAUCUCUCCAGCAAAGCAUCCCGGAACCUACAUGUGAAAGUACAAAAAAGUAAAGCUGUUUUACAGAGCAAGCCUGCUUUAGUAAGCAAGAAAAAAUCAGAUAGAUUCAGUGUUAAAUCUAGAGAAAGGAGUGGAGGGCCCAUCACACGAAGCUUGCAGCUGGCAGCCUCUGCAGACCUAACUGAAAGCAAGAGAGAAGAGAGCAGUACAAAGCAGGAGAUUAAGGAUUUCAGGAACCUCCUGUAAAAACAAAACAAAUCUUAAUUGACAAAGUAAAGCUAUUGCAUGCUCAACUUAGGAUAAGCACUACGACAAUGGAUAUGAAAUCCACCAAGCUUUCAAGACCGGUUGAAGCUGACUCAAAAAAUCUUAAAUCCAACCGUGAUUGCCUGCAGGCUUUGUGCUAAUGUUGUUAGUUCAGGCAUAUGUUUCUUCCAUGGCGUCUGAUGCAUGCUGGGCUACAGGAUGAUUCAGAUACAAAGAGAAGGGUACUGUAAAAAUGGGCUGAGGUGAACUGAAUCUGUCAUCACUGGACUGAUAACUCAGAUUUUAGUGUUGCCCUGCUUUUGGUGAAUGGCACAGAGAAAGACAAUUUGAAUUUAUUCUUGCAAAGCAAGUUCCCUGUUUUAUCAAUAGCUUCUUGUAGAUUCAGGGAUGACAAAUUCUGAUGCACUCAUUUUAAAGUAUUUUGGUCACAUUGUCUCUUGAUGCCUUCUUUUAAAUGAAUUAGUAGAAGGAGAGGAAUUUAAGUUGUCAGGAUUCUCCCUACCCCAUUUCUUUUCUUUUUUUUCUUUCUUCCUUUCUUCCUUUCUUUUUAUCAAGUGUGGAUUGCCAGCAUAACUUUGAGGAAACCAGGUUGGAUUUAGACUCUUUUUAUGCAUUUUCUAAUUUCCUGUUCAUAUAUCCAAAUGGAAACUAUCCUCUACAGAUUAUUACCUGGCACUAAUUUAUAACUAUAAUAUUAUUGAAUGCUGUGUAGCAUUUUAUUAAUGCACAGGAUAAAAGAGAGCAGGUCUGUAUAAAUGUAUGCCUCUACACAUAAAUAUUAAAUGAGUUUACUGUACCAGGUCUUACACUUCACUCUUAUUGAGAUUAAAAGUAACAAAUUGGUCUUCUUAAAUAUAUUACUGUUGAAAAAUAUUUUACCAUGCAUUUCUAUGCCCUUUCAGGGUCAGUGACUGAGUUGGUGGAAAUGGCUAGUUUCAUUCACAUACCCUAUUUGUUUUGACUUUUAAAAGUAAUCUACCUCUUAAAAUUUGUAGUUUAAUACUUGUUUGGUGAAUUUGUGCCACUUUAACUCUUUCACUAUCAUUCCCAUUUUGUUACAUUUCUGUUAUGGGGACUUUAUGUUGAAAUAUUGUAUAAAGCAUUUGUAGCAGUUUAAAAAAUAAAAUAUUUAAAAUUAUUUAAAUUGUUUUGGACACUUCAAUUGUAUUAUAUGUGAUUUACAUUUUACAUUAAUUUUUUGUUUUAUUUUGAGUUGUUAAUCUGGAGAGUGUUCCUGUAUUUGAAGUUUGCUGUUAGUUACAUUACUGUUUCUUGUUGAAGAGUGAUCUAAAGACUAUUCUAAUGCAAACAUUAAAAUUUACCAUUUGAUGUAUAAAUGGGGUUGUCCCUUUGUUUUUAACCAGUUGUACCCUUGACAGAAAUCUUAAGUACAGGUAGAAAACCAGAGUGGUGUUUGCUAUCUCCUCAUCCCCCAAGAUGGAAUAAAUUUUGUGAACUUGUCAGAUUGAUAAAAAGAUCUUUUGAUGCUCUUGCAAACACUUUAAAUGACCAGCUAGAUGGGCUCUGAUGAUACAUUUUAUAUAAUUGUAACCAAUAAAGUAAACUUUCUAAACACUUGUGAAAGGUUUUCAUUUUGUCCAAAAAUCUAGACUGGCCCUCCCUCCCACCCCUUCACCCCCCCCAAAAUCAAGGUUCAUUCAUGGAAGACUUUUGAAAGCUUGCAUUGUUCAAAAAGAGCAAUGCAGUAAAGCAAACCAAAAAAAAAAAAUAAAUAAAUCACACUCUUUUGUUGUUUCUCUGUGGCAUUGAGUUAAGUAUAUAUUGAGACUGUACCAAAUGGUGACAUGCAAUAUGUAUAGCACUAUUGCUCAUGAGGACUUUGUGAACUCUGAAAGUCUGAAAGAUUUGAAGUGAAUUUCAUAUACAUGGCACUUGUUUUAAAUAUUGCUCUGUUUUGUUCAUAUUGAUAUUCUAUCUUUAAAAAGUUGAUGUAGUAAUUUUAAAUUAUGUGAAUCUCAUACCAUGAAACAAGGAACAAUUGUAACAUGUUUAAUGUUUUAAAUGGCUAUUAUAUAUUUACCUGCUUUAAAAGCUCAUCACUGCUCAGGCAGAAAGGGAAAUUAAAAAUAAUGGUAUAACCAUUCUGUGCUCUAUAGCCAGGUUUUUGCCUAGUGGAUAUGAUACCUAGUAUUAACAGUUUAUCUGUUUCACUGAAGUUUACUUAGCAUAUUCUAGUAAGAAACUGUUUACUUUUUCAUCUGCUUGACUUCUCAUUCCAUAGAACUAGCUAAGAGAUCCAUUACAGUUCUAUGAUCUUUGAUAUGCUUUUAAUACAUUUAUUUGGAUUAUAUACUAUAUAUGAAUUUUAUAUCUAGAUUUGGCUAAUUGUUGGGGGCACAGAUAUUUUUUCCUUAGAUCAACUUUGGAGUUACCUUGCCCACUAUGAAAUUUGUCCUGGAAUGCCAUUCAAUCUAGACCUGCAGACUCACAUUCAAAAUAACAAUGUAGUAUAUGUCAGAAUAUUCUUUUACUUACUCCCUUUAAGCCCUUCUCCAUAUUGACCUCUUUGUAGUUUCCUAAUAUUCAAGACAUGCUUUACCUGAAGCCAAAGUUACUUUAGUUUAUUAUGCCAGGACAUCUCAUUUGAAGCUCCUGAAUAUUAUUUCUCUAUUCAAGUUAAAUGUGUCACUGGAGUUCUCUUUAAGAUCCUGGAACUGAUUCUUUGCUGAAAAAAACUUUGACAAAGGGAAAGUACUCCCAUAUAUUGAAAUAAUUGGGUACCUUUUCAGCAGUAAGAAUCAUUAACUGGUGUGGUUGGUUUGAAUCUCUUUAGGCUUAAAUAUCUGAAGGAGUGAAAACUAAUGGAAAGAGCAUGUCUCUGUUGCUAAUUUAAAGUGUUAAUUUGUGUUUCAUUAUAAAUUCAUCUCUAAUUCUACAUAUUCCAAUUUGAAUGUUUAAAAAUUGCUUUUAAGCAAAAUGAGCUAUAGAUUCAAUCAAAUAUUGCUUGGUGGUUGUAUUUUCCAAACUAGUGGUUAACCUUUUUUAAUCAUAAGUUUUGUGGUUUUGUUUUUUUAACUUUAAAAAAGGAACAGGCAAGGUUUCUAACUUUCAUAAAGAUGAUAUUUGCAGCUUAGUGGAAAGAGUAUUGGACUUGGAAAUGAGAGGCUAGGAUUUGAAUCUCACUUCUGAUACCUCCUAGCUAUGUGACCAUGGACAAGUAACUUCAAUUCUCAGCCUCAGUUCUUUGAUAUGUAAAUAGGGAUAAUACCUGGAUGGUACCUACCUCACAGGGUUGUUGUGAGGAUCAAAUGAAUUCAUGUAUGUAAAAUUGUUUUGCAAACUAUAAAGCACUAUUAAAAUGCCAGUUAAUAAUAAAUUGUAGAUGUCAUACAUGCAUUAAAUUUUUUUGCUAAAAUAA
This is a messenger RNA of Gracilinanus agilis (Agile Gracile Mouse Opossum), 8485 nucleotides long. RefSeq names its product PR/SET domain 2 (gene PRDM2). The coding region runs from base 55 to 5085 and encodes 1676 amino acids. The transcript has 9 exons. Gene Ontology annotation, molecular function: protein binding; DNA-binding transcription factor activity, RNA polymerase II-specific; histone methyltransferase activity. Gene Ontology annotation, biological process: regulation of transcription by RNA polymerase II. Gene Ontology annotation, cellular component: nucleus. NCBI's taxonomy places the organism in Eukaryota, Metazoa, Chordata, Mammalia, Didelphimorphia, Didelphidae. The record is from RefSeq and is a predicted model, not a curated record.